Molecule: messenger RNA, 2751 nt
Organism: Eutrema salsugineum
Lineage: Eukaryota; Viridiplantae; Streptophyta; Magnoliopsida; Brassicales; Brassicaceae
Exons: 6
Coding region: 1-2751 (916 amino acids)
Biological process (GO): proteolysis
Molecular function (GO): cysteine-type peptidase activity
Source: RefSeq, a predicted model, not a curated record
AUGGCGAUGCAAGAACUACCGCCCAGAAUUUUCGCCGCCGGCGACGAACCUACUGGCGAGAGGGUGAACUCCUACCAUAAAGCAAAGACCAUCGGUAACAUCAUGGAUGCUCUCGAUGAAGGUGAGAGGAAUUACUUACGCAGUUCGCCGUUUGGGAAGCUCAUCGCGACGGCAGAGAAACCAUCGUUAUCCGGCAGUUUCGGGCAUUACAUUAUCACCAGACUGCUCAAAGUUAACAAGAAACACGAGAUUUGGAUUUGGUUUGCUGGUCGGCCUAUUGGGAUUUCGCUGCGCGAGUUUGCAAUCGUCACCGGUCUUCCCUGCGGCAGGUAUCCCAAAAGAUUAAAGAAGAAGAAACGAAAUCCGAUUAAGGAGAAACCAUAUUGGCCCGAUUUGUUUGGCAACCUCAAAGUUUGCAGUGUUGAUUUAGCAACAAAGAUGCUGAAAAAGAGAACCGUUGCCGACCGAACCACUCGGUUGAAAUAUGCAUGUCUCGCUGUAACCGGCGCAGUCCUCUGUCCUACGAACCACCGGUCCAAAAUCGUCUUUGACCAUGUCGAGUUAAUCAGAGAUCUGGAUGAAUUCUUUCUAUAUCCAUGGGGUAGACUUGGGUUUGAGAUGUUAAUCGCUAGCAUAAAAACAAAAGACGAGGUUGCACUUGCCCAAAGUACCGUUGCAGUUAAAGGUUUUUUUCAGGCAAUUCAUUUAAUUUUGGUUGAGGCUAUUCCGGCGCUGACCGAGGUAGUUCAAGUAAAUGAAUCUUCCGAUUCAUCGGGAUCUGAAGAUGGUGAAGAUGAAGAGGUUGACAUCGACGACACUGUUGAAUCGGGAGGAGGCGUUGAGGGCAAUUUGGAUCCCGAGCCAGUUAUGGACACAGACCGGAUUGCACCCAAAACUAAUCCCAGAUCGGAGGUUCACAAACUUGGACUCAGUCCCGGUCAUGCGAGAGAGAUAGAUGAAGAAUGCAAAGCUGAUGUUUUUAGUAUUAUUCCUGACGAUCCCAAUGUCAGCACGGAGAACAUGGAACUUGAUUGGUCUGAUGACGAGGAAGACCCCACAGUUGAUUAUGUGGUGCAACUUAUUGGCGAAAGUUUCCAAUUCAGGAAGGAAAUGUUCAAGGGGGGGAUGACACAAGCCGAACUUGUGAAGAUGAGAUCAGAGAGGAAGGAGGUAAACAAGAAGAAAGAGAAGGAGAAAUUAAUGGAUUCUGUUUCUGGGAUGCAUACUUCUGACAAAGGCAGCGGUGGCAGUACGAGUCAUCCCGUGGAUAAGACUUGUUCGCUUGUUAAGGAACAGCUCGCAGAUAUACAGGGUUCGUUGUCCGAGGCGUUGUUGAAAAUUUCAGCUCUCGACCAAGUUGUUUCUGGCUUUGAAGAAAAUUUGAAGACAAGUCUUGAUGUUAAAUUGAAAGAGAUGCAGGAAGAGCUUGUUUCCAACAUUCUUGGUUUGUUGGAUAAGUCGCUGUCGGCCAGUGGGAAACAAUCUGUUGGGAAGCAGAGAUCGGAUUGCGGUCAAGGGGGUAAUACAGCAAAUACAAAAACAGCUCCCCGCGCUUUGAGUGCCACCAUUCCCCGGGUAAACGAUGAUUUGAACCCAAAUGUCGUGAUUGCUGAUGCUAUCGGGAUGGUGAAUGCUCUUCCUGGAUCGCGAGAUGGCCAUCAGGGCGAGGAUCUCCCCACCGCGAAAGGCAAUUCUCAGGAGGGAACGGUGAUGGCUAGCAAAGGAACUAACGCGUCUGGCUCCGAGGUUGGUGACAGCAACGACGUCCCGCCGACCAAUCCGGGUGGGAAAGAUGACCACGAUACCGGCUGUGAUGUCGAUGGUGGCAAUGAUUUCGAUGACGAUGUUACUGAUUUCAAUGUCGCCCCACGAAGGGGUAAGAGACCUAGGAUCCAGAAUACGACCUUUACAGAUUAUCAGGUUGAUACUCGGCUUUUGGCAUCCUCCAUGGGAUCGAACCAUUUUUUAUGUCCUCUCGAACAACAGAGGAUUUAUUUUGAGAAGUUUGCACGGUUGCUUUCAACAGUAAAAUCGCUACGUGUGAUCAGCCUCGGGGAUGGAUCAUCUGUUACUGCUAAAGACGUGGUGGAAAUCGGAAAGAGGACUAAACCCAUGUUGGCAAAGAUGAUGAAUGCUCUGUUGCUCUAUGCCCGUGCAGUGUAUAACAGACUCUAUCCCGAGCCAAGUCACAAUAAGACCGAGUUUAUGGAGACGAAAUUUGUUGCUCAUCUCAUGAAAUGCUGGGGGAAGUUCAAAAACCUUGCUCCCAAAGACAGGCCAAAGUUUGUAAUUGGCGAUGCUGUCAUGGAAUACCUGGAACCAGAAACACCCAAACAACCGCCACCAGAAAGAUUGUAUUUGCCUUUCAAUGUAGACAAGGAGCAUUGGAUAGCAGUUUAUGUUGACGUCCUGGGAGGGUCGAUAUUGGCUAUCGACUGUAACACAUCACUUCGGAUGGAGGCGGCCGUUAAAAAAGAGAUUACACAUCUAGCACAGAUGUUGCCGUAUGUAUUGAAAAGGUUAACGGGUUACAAACGUCCCAUCAACUGUAAAGUCUUCUCGAUGCAAAGAGCCAAAGGCAUUCCCCAGAACCCCAUACGUACUGAUUCUGGAGUAUCUGCUGCUCUUUUUGCAAUGCUCCAUUGUAUUGGGGGUGUGGAGAGAUGCAAGUUGAUGACCCCAGAAGAACUUGUCAAUGCGAGCCAGGUAUUGGCUGUGAAAUUCUUUGAGGAAUUUGCUGAAGAACUCUGA